This is a messenger RNA of Plectropomus leopardus (leopard coralgrouper), 1899 nucleotides long. It is a transcript of the gene hexb, whose product is annotated as hexosaminidase B (beta polypeptide). The record is from RefSeq and is a predicted model, not a curated record. Gene Ontology annotation, biological process: carbohydrate metabolic process; ganglioside catabolic process; glycosaminoglycan metabolic process. Gene Ontology annotation, molecular function: beta-N-acetylhexosaminidase activity. Gene Ontology annotation, cellular component: lysosome; membrane. Lineage: Eukaryota; Metazoa; Chordata; Actinopteri; Perciformes; Serranidae.
AUGAAGUUUACUCUGUUACUGUUGGCUCUUGGCUUUUCUCAGGGGCUGCAGCACAACUACAUCGAUGAAGUCGACGAGAAGACCGAGACUGAGCGCGUCGUCCAGGCCUCUAAAUACGGCUCCCUGUGGCCUCUGCCGCAGAAAGUGCAAAUCCAUGAGGUUUCAUUCAAGUUAACCAGCUUCAGCUUCAAAAUAGUUGACGCCAAAGAGUCAUCCGCCGGGCCGAGCUGCAGCCUCCUGCAGGAUGCGUACAGGAGAUAUUAUGAGUACAUAUUUGGCAAUGCUAAAAGGCUGGAGCUGAGCAAAGGCAGGCGAUCAGGUCCCUCUGAGCUGACAGAGUUGCAGGUGUGGAUCACAUCAGCUGACUCUGAAUGUGACGGAUACCCCGGUGUGGCUUCUGAUGAGUCAUAUGAGCUGUCAGUGGAUCAGCCGUAUGCCGUCCUGAAAGCACCGAAGGUCUGGGGAGCGCUGCAUGGUCUGGAAACUUUCAGCCAGUUGGUGUUUGAAGACGACUAUGGAGCCAAAAGCAUCAAUUCAACAGCAAUUAGUGACUUUCCCAGAUUCGCACAUAGAGGCAUCUUACUGGACAUCUCUCGGCAUUUCCUGCCUAUUAAAGUCAUCUUGACUAAUCUGGAAACAAUGGCAAUGAACAAAUUCAAUGUUUUCCAUUGGCACAUUGUGGAUGAUCAGUCCUUCCCUUACCUGAGCCGAACGUUCCCACAGCUGAGCCAGCAGGGAGCUUACCACCCAUACACACAUGUGUAUACACCCGCUGACGUGAAGAUGGUGAUUGAGUUUGGCCGUCUGCGAGGCAUUCGUGUUAUCCCGGAGUUUGACACUCCAGGACACACACAGUCUUGGGGCAAAGGCCAGCCAGAUCUGCUGACACCCUGUUACUCUGGCCCCAAACCCUCCGGCUCCUUCGGACCUGUGAAUCCCAUCCUGAACACCACGUAUGACUUCAUGAGGCAGUUCUUCAAGGAGAUCAGCACCGUGUUCCCUGAUGCCUACGUUCACCUGGGAGGUGAUGAGGUGGACUUCACCUGCUGGAAGUCCAACCCGGACAUUCAGAAGUUCAUGGAGCAGCAAGGCUUUGGACAAGACUACAGCAAACUGGAAUCAUUUUAUAUCCAAAAACUCUUGAAUAUCGUCACCACCACCAAGAAGGGCUACAUGAUCUGGCAGGAGGUCUUUGACAACGGUGUAAAGCUGAAACCAGACACAAUUAUCCACGUUUGGAAAGGAAACCAGGAGCAAUACCAGAAUGAGAUGGCAAAAGUUACAUCAUCAGGGUACCAGACCCUGCUGUCCACUCCCUGGUACCUGAACCGUAUUUCCUACGGCCAGGACUGGAAGGGCCAUUACAAGGCCGACCCACAGGAUUUCACGGGAACUGAAGAACAAAAGAAGCUUGUGAUUGGUGGAGAAGCCUGUUUGUGGGGGGAGUAUGUGGAUGCCACCAACCUGACACCCAGACUCUGGCCUCGUGCCAGUGCCGUGGCGGAACGGCUGUGGAGCGCAAAGGACGUGACGGACAUCAACGAUGCUUUCAACAGACUGUCUGUACACCGCUGUCGCAUGGUAGAGCGUGGGAUCCCAGCUGAGCCGCUGUUUUCCAGCUACUGCCCUCGGGAGUACAAAGGUAUCUGAUAAUAACAACUGUGAGCACCUGAUGAUGGGAACAGAAAAGGGAAGCACAUCUAUACACAAUCACCUCCAUGCUUAUUGACUGCCUUUUUAAAGAUGUCAGUGUAUCAAUGCUUAGAGACACAUCCUUUUUAAAUCUGCUCUACAAAACUCUGAAUCACAUCCAAUGUCAGAAAUUGCUUGAAUUUAUAAAUGCACUGUUUUUAUGAAUAUUUGUAUAAUUGAUUGUGAAUAAACAAUUGACAUACUGUA